Sphaerodactylus townsendi is the source of this 2520-nucleotide messenger RNA. It is a transcript of the gene SAXO6, whose product is annotated as Mdm1 nuclear protein. Bases 121 to 2277 code for a protein of 718 amino acids. The record is from RefSeq and is a predicted model, not a curated record. Gene Ontology annotation, biological process: negative regulation of centriole replication. Gene Ontology annotation, molecular function: microtubule binding. NCBI's taxonomy places the organism in Eukaryota, Metazoa, Chordata, Lepidosauria, Squamata, Sphaerodactylidae. The transcript is spliced from 15 exons.
GCAGGCCGGGGACCUUGCUAAGGAGACGGGUUUGUUUACGGCCAUCGCGUCUUCCCCCUGCUGUGGUCUGCGCAGCGUCCGGGGCGGUUGGGGCCAGAACCGCCGACGAACGGGAGAGUCAUGCCUGUUAAGGGGUUGAGUGAGUACAGGAGGAACUUCAAGUGGAAAAAAGCAGAUCAGUCCAAACUUUGUAUUCCCAUGCAUGAGCAAAAAUGCCAAUGGGCUGGACUUCGAUCAGAUCAACUUGGAAUUGCAAGAGAACCAAAUUUUAUUUCCAAGAGAAGAGUGCCAUAUUACAGCACACAGAUUUCAAAGUCAUUUGAGUGGAACAGGGAUAAUGAUUGCGAAAAAUUAUCAGAAUGUGAAGCUCCUCCACCAGUGGAGUUGCAUACAAAUCACAGCAAAGAUGAUGCAAUCCAGGAAAACAUUAAGACACCUGAUGCUCCCAGACUUCCUGAAAAAAUGCAUCCUAACUCUGCAAGUUCUAGACCGGAACCAACUGAAGUUCUUUCAGAAAACAAGAAGAAGUUAUCUCCCAAAACUCCAGCGCAUGAAAAUGGAAUAUUAGCACCUACAGAAAAGGACUUAGGAAAAAUAGACAAUGGGCUUAAGAGAGUCUUGCAGAGGAAAGCAGGGAUGAAUAUUUUACGAUCAAGUAGCUUCCCAAGAAGUUCUGAGUAUCAAAGACAAUUUAUUUGGAAGACCCCUCAGAAAAUCUCUCCAAUCCUUGCAGCGGAUCAGGUUAUUCACAAUGCAAGUAAAUCCAUUCCUCCAUACAAGUCUCCUGCCAUUAUUCCUGAAACUGAAUAUGAACGCUGUUUUAAAGCUUCUCCCCCUAUGAAAGAACUGAAAGAAAAAAGUCAUUUGGAAGAGAAAGAACAUCCUAUUUUUGAUCCUGCAGAAUCAUCUCCUGGAGAAAAGAAAGAGAAAAAAGAAUCACUUUCAAAGAUUCAAGAUCUACCAAAAGAAAGCAAAUCAGAAACAGAACAGAAACAAAAACAUAAACCACACUGCUUACAUGGAAGUUUUAGGAACAUGAACACCGAAUACAGAUCAAAAUUUUUGUCUCCUACUCAGUACAUAUACAAAGAUGGAGCUUGGUUGCGAAUCAGGAGAAACAUACCUAGUCAAGGUUCUCGAAACACCCUAAAUUACAUGUGGUAUAUGGAGGUAAAAGAACUGCGAGAGAAAGCAGAGACUUACAGGCAGAGGAUACGAGGAACCCACUUCUCCAGAGACCAUUUAAACCAGAUUCUGUCUGAUAACAACAGACUUUGGGAUUUGUCUUCUGAAUCAAGUACGGAAGAAGCCAUUAGCAACAAUGUCAGAGCUCUAGAUCUGGCUGGGGUGUCUGAGAAGCAAAUUUCUCCAGGUCCUAAGGCAUUGCCACAGCCUGAAAUGUCAGAACAGCUAACCAAAUACAACACUGAGAAAUUGGGUCUAUCAGAUGCUGUUACUGUUCCAGUCAAACGACGCCUAGUUUGGGGUGAACCAAGCACUCCUGAGAAACUGGAAGAUCUGCCACUGGAAGAAGGAGAAGAAAAAUCAAAUAAACAGGAAUUAGAAAAGUUUGAAAAAGGAAACAGUAAGGAUAGCAAUAUAAAUAACCAGCAAGUAGUAAAUGUGUCACUUGUGAGUCCCUCAGGUGUUAACUCAGAUUGUUCUUCAGUGUCUUCAAGAAAAGGUGGCAGAGUUUCUACUCCAGAGCUAAGAGUUCUUGGUGGAGCCCAAAGAACACAUCAUGACCUGACCACACCUGCUGCUGGAGGUGCUGUUUUGGUAUCGCCUCCCAAAAUAAAGGCUUCAUCCUCAGUGCAAAUAAAGAAGAGGCCUUCAGACAAUCCGGAUGAGAUAAAAGCUGCACUGCUGCCUUCUUCCUCAGCUGCUGGAAUAAAACCUCAGGAUACUUCACUACUACAGAAAGAUCAGUCUCCUAGACUAGCUCUUUGUUGUACAAGAAAUCCUCCAACUACAAUUCAUUCACAGCAUACACCUAUAGUGCCUGCAUUAAAGACAGCAAAGGACUCAGCUUCAUCCUACUGGAGUCCAUCACGCCGAAUUCAAGGAACUCUCAGGGAUCCAGAGUUUCAGCAUAAUGGAAAUGUGGCAAGCCCAAAAAGGAGCUGGCUGCAAUUACCUCUCCAGGAGAGAAACUAUAAUGAUGAAGAUGAUAGAUUGUCCCAGAUCUCUGCUCGGUCAGCUGCUUCUAGUUCCCUGGCAUCUCAAGUUCUAGAGCGAGCUCGAAGAAGAAAAGAGAACUUCUGGGGCAAGAUGUGAUGUGUUCUGCUACAUUUGGAAAUUAUUUUCAGUUGGAAAUUUUAAUACCACUUUGAACAAAUUUAGUUGUAUUAGAUGUGAUAUGGGAAUGCAGAAAAGUUGGAUUGAGCUCUACCUCACUAUACUGUUUUUCAGCUAUGAUACAGAAUGGUUGUGGUGGGUUUUUCGGACUGUGUGGCCAUGAUCUGGUGGAUCUUGUUCCUAACGUUUGGCCUGCAUCUGUGGCUGGCAUCUUCAGAGGUG